Messenger RNA from Vanrija pseudolonga, 608 nucleotides. RefSeq lists its product as uncharacterized. Bases 121 to 540 code for a protein of 139 amino acids. The transcript has 2 exons. NCBI's taxonomy places the organism in Eukaryota, Fungi, Basidiomycota, Tremellomycetes, Trichosporonales, Trichosporonaceae. The record is from RefSeq and is a predicted model, not a curated record.
GUUUCACGUCUGGGAGACUGACGGGUCGGCUCGGCCAGUCGCAGACUAGAUAAGUGAGCUGCGUGAGAGCCGGGUUGCAGAGAUCCCCUCCAUCCGCCCAUCCCCAAGUAAACCACCACAAUGCUCCAGCUCGCCCGUGUCUCUGCCCUCCGCGCUGCCCGCUACCCCGCGGCUCGCGCCUUCACCACCUCGACCGUCGCCCGCGACGACGCUGCCGACGCCGCCAGGAAGCUCCAGGAGCAGGCCCGCCAGGCCGCCAAGGACGGCUACGAGGCUGGCCAGAAGCUCGGCAAGGAGUUUGUCAAGCAGGCCCAGCAGGCUAGCAAGGCUGCCGAGAAGCAGUUUGACCAGGUCAAGGGUGCCGUCAACGAGCGCUUCGACUCGACCGUCGCCGCCGCCAAGGCCAUCGCCGACGAGGCCAUUGCCGAGGGUGUCACCUCGCCCGCUGAGAUCAAGGCUGCCGGCCAGCGCUUGAAGGACAACGUCAAGGACGACAUCAAGCGGGCCCAGGACGCUGCUAACGCCGCAAAGCGCGGUUAAGCGCCGAGCUCUUUUGGUAGUGGAACGUAGGCUGCGUGUGUGGAAGAAAUGAAACGUGUGUGGUGCGA